Molecule: messenger RNA, 1359 nt
Organism: Micropterus salmoides (largemouth bass)
Lineage: Eukaryota; Metazoa; Chordata; Actinopteri; Centrarchiformes; Centrarchidae
Gene: aanat2
Product: arylalkylamine N-acetyltransferase 2
Exons: 3
Coding region: 202-828 (208 amino acids)
Biological process (GO): response to light stimulus; circadian rhythm
Cellular component (GO): cytoplasm
Molecular function (GO): aralkylamine N-acetyltransferase activity
Source: RefSeq, a predicted model, not a curated record
CUUGCCUAGUGAAGUGAGUUACAUUACAUUCAAGAGCUGCAGGACAAUCAGAGAACAGGGGAAAGUUUUGUUGGCUUUGACUGCAUCAUUUAUCAGUCUUACACUGGUAUUGCAAAAGGCUAGAAGAAGAAGAAAGAAAACAGGUUAACAAAAGACUCCGGACAAAGAAUCUAAACCUCCGUCUUGUAUUAUUGAGGCAUCAUGACACAGCAAGUCAGUGGCUCGCCGUUCCUCAAGCCCUUCUUCCUGAAGAUGCCUGUGAGAGUGGUGAGCCCCCUGCAACAGAGACGACACACACUCCCCGCCAGCGAGUUCAGGAACCUAACGGCACAGGACGCCAUCAGUGUGUUUGAGAUUGAGAGAGAAGCAUUUGUCUCUGUGUCUGGAGAGUGUCCACUUACCCUGAAUGAAGUGCUUAACUUCCUUGGCCAGUGCCCGGAGCUGUCGCUGGGUUGGUUUGAGGAGGGACAGCUGGUAGCUUUCAUCAUUGGCUCCGGCUGGGACAAGGAGAGGCUUUCACAGGAGGCAAUGACUCAGCAUGUCCCAGACACCCCCACUGUGCACAUUCAUGUGUUGUCAGUGCACCGUCACUGUCGCCAGCAAGGCAAGGGCUCCAUCCUCUUGUGGCGCUACUUGCAGUACCUGCGCUGUGUGCCGGGCCUCCGUCGAGCUCUGCUGAUUUGCGAGGACUUCCUCGUGCCUUUCUACCUCAAGGCCGGCUUCAAGGAGAAAGGGCCAUCAGCCAUCUCUGUAUCCAACAUGCAAUUCCUAGAGAUGGAGUACAUGCUUGGUGGGCAGGCGUACACACGGCGGAACAGCGGCUGCUAGUCCAUCAGCCUCUAUCCCACCCUCCUUAAGAUUAACAAAACACAGCCAGCAGAUGGACAGAUAGAGGCGCAGAGCCAUUAUGCACCAGUGGACUGGGUUCAGUAUUGGUAGCAAGAUCUUACCGGACCUUGUAAUGUCAGCACCACACAGUAUCCCACUGAACAAGGAGACAGGACUAUGAGAGGACAGAGGGGACUAAGAGUGGAUUCAUGCAAGAGCAGUUGAUCCUUUUUCCAUCUUGGCUUUUUGAGAUUAAUUUUGUUUUCCCAUUUAAUUAUUGUUAUUUGUCAAAUACUUCACAAUUCACUGUUUGUAAUGUAACCAUGGCAAUUCAUUGAAAAUUUUGUGAUGUAUAUACCGUUCUAUUUUGCUAAACCAUAUGAAUCAAGAGGUGUGUUGAACUCAUAGGGUCAUGACUGUAAAAGUGAGUUACUUGAUGAUCAUGCUGGGAUCACUAUAAAUGCUUGGAUUGUAAAUUUGCAGCAGAAAUCUUUGUUUUUGCAUAAUUUUAAUAAACUAUAAAACAAUCUU